Plenodomus lingam JN3 is the source of this 1380-nucleotide messenger RNA. RefSeq lists its product as uncharacterized. The record is from RefSeq and is a predicted model, not a curated record. Lineage: Eukaryota; Fungi; Ascomycota; Dothideomycetes; Pleosporales; Leptosphaeriaceae.
AUGAGUGCUGAAGCUCGAAGUCGGCGUAGCGUAGAGCUGGCUUAUAGAACUCAUCUCAUGCACAUGCAAUGGGAUGGAGACCUCAUCGCAGCAGGCGAAGAACCACGAUACCUACCGAAAAUGAAGAAAAAGAUGGAGAAGUCAAGGGCCCUCGCUGCAAAAUCCCAACAGCGAAGCUCGAGACCGAAGAAAGUGGAGCCAGCUUUCUCAUUUGAUCCUCUAGUUCAGCCGCCUACAGAGGAGACGGCUUCAGACACAUCAGACAUGGAGGUUGAACAGUCGAGUCGCGUCCUACACUCUCGUGGUACCAAGUCCUCUUCCGUGAAACGCGAUACUGCCAAGAAGGUGAAGAAGACUGUUUCGGCGGCGUCGCUGUUUAAACGUCCAGGGAAAAAAGGGGAUCAUCUCGAGGUCACAUCUCCAGAGGAGCGGCAAAUUAUCGAUCGCUUUAUCCAAGCAGCGUCGGCAGCGAAGUCCACUUCUAGCGUACGUAGCCCACAAAAGGUGGAAGGCAGGGUAGCAAGGAAAAGAAAGAGGUCGGAUAUGCACCCACUGGCCGUGGCAUUCAAAGAUACAAGCGAUGAGUACCGCCGCCAUCUAUAUGAGACUACCUCACAGAAGAUCAAUAACACUCUUGAAUCUCUCCUUCACCGGUUGCACGAGAGCACCUUGCAGACGGUUGCUACACACGGUGGCCACGAUGAUCUCCAAGCCUCACCUUUGAGACUCACAGCCCCAGUAAAGUACGAACGCAUAGCAGCCAACCUCUUCCAGCCACUCUCUCAAUACAAACUCGGCCUCUUCGCGAGCAAUCGUCUGGGCGAGCGCGUACGUAUUGAAGCUACACUCGCGACCCGGAUGCAAGAUUACAAGUACCAUCUUGCACAACGCACAGAGGAAGUGGCGCGAUUACAGAAGCAAUGGGAGAUGAUUGUGGGAGAGAUCUGGAAGCUGGGAGUCACGUGUUUGGGACAGGAUGCAAUGGCAUCUUUGCUCUUGAGCAAGGCCAGCGAGCAAUCCGUAGGCGAGUUCCCAUCAGAUACCACGAAAGCAGAGUCUACGCUCUUCGUACCUGAGCAUGGCAGCCCAUCACCUGUUCAGGACGGUAGUCGCGGCAAGAAACACGUCACCUUCGAGACACCGCAUAUCCGUGAAGGGCUGACCGACGACCUAGCGUUUUUGUCUCAGCUGUCCCGAUACAAGAACGACACACUUCUGGCCGCACCGCCGCUGCCUGAGCAAGAUGUGCAAAAUAUGAAGAAGGAGAUCAAGAGGCUGGGCAAGAAGGAGAUGGAAAAGUUGCAGGACAUCGGCAAGGAGAAACAGCAGUUUUGGAAAAGGAAGGCAAAUCAGAUUAUGAAGUCGCUUGUGGAAGAGUGA